CAUAAAAUUCAGUAAUUAAUAAAUAAUCUCAGUGUGUGCGGUCUGGCAGAGACACUCCAGACUCACAACAUGGAGCUUCUUCAUCCGUCCCCGCGCUCUUCCUGUCUCGCUGGGAAUGUGGUGUUUCGGGGGUGGAAUCAUAUUCGCAAUGGGCAAAGUCGUGCUGGAUUUCACUUGGACUCCAAAUUUCGGGGAGCUUGGAGGAGAUGUAGUUCGCCGGGAAUCGGCGGUCCGGUUCGUUGCUCGAAUGAGAAGGAGAAGCAUCCGCGGCUGGCUGCUGCGCGUGUUAUCUACGGUGUAGCCCCCGCCAUGGGUCACAACCAGGAGUCCCAUCCUGAAUCCCAUUUUAGGGUCCCAGCAAUUGUUACAGCUCUUGAGAAGAUGGAACUCACUCCAAAGGUUCGCAGUGAUGACAUUGUUGAACUUCCAAUUGUUAAGCCUGCUUCUGUGGAUGAUCUAUUGCAUGUUCACACAAGAGCUUAUGUAUCGGGUCUUCAGAAGGCCAUGGACAAGGCUUCAGAAAAGGGCAUCAUCUACAUUGAAGGCUCUGGACCAACGUAUGCCACUGCUACUACAUUCCAGGAGUCACUUGUUGCAGCUGGAGUUGGAAUGGCUUUAGUUGAUUCAGUGGUAGACGCAUCCAGAAUCACCCAGAAUCCACCAACAGCUUUUGCUUUGAUUAGACCUCCAGGCCACCAUGCCAUUCCAAAAGGGCCAAUGGGUUUCUGCGUUUUUGGAAACAUAGCUAUAGCUGCUCGCUAUGCUCAACGUGUACAUGGAUUGAAGCGCGUCUUCAUUAUUGAUUUUGAUGUUCAUCAUGGAAAUGGGACCAACGAUGCUUUCUAUGAUGAUCCAGACAUAUUCUUUCUUUCGACACACCAAGAUGGAAGCUAUCCUGGUACGGGUAAAAUCGAUGAGAUAGGUGUUGCAGAUGGGAAAGGCACAACCCUUAAUUUGCCAUUACCUGGGGGCUCUGGAGACAUUGCUAUGAGGACUGUGUUUGAUGAAGUCAUUGCACCAUGUGCACAAAGGUUCAAUCCAGACAUCAUCCUCGUCUCAGCCGGGUAUGAUGCUCAUGUGUUGGAUCCACUAGCAAGUUUGCAGUUCACUACGGGAACCUAUUACGCACUCGCCUCCAACAUCAAGCAACUUGCAAAAGAACUUUGCGGGGGACGCUGCGUUUUCUUUCUGGAAGGAGGAUACAACCUCCAAUCACUCUCUUAUUCUGUAGCGGACUCUUUCCGAGCUUUCCUUGGGGAGCCGAGUCUGGCGUCUAAGUUCGAUGACCCCGCGAUAUUGUACGAGGAACCAUUGGCCAAGGUGAAGCAAGCAAUACAGAGAGUGAAGCACUUGCAUUCAUUGUGAAUGUUCCCAAGGAUUUGAUGAAGUGUCUCACUCUGUAGGGUUAGUAGAACAGAUGUACGGCUAAACCAACUAGGCAGUCUCUUAAGUUGUAUUGGGACCAUGCCAUACGGAUUUUCGGUUAAAGGGAAAAUUAUACAUACAUACAUACACAGAUACAAAUGUCGCACAUGUAUGAUAAAGUGAAUGCUAACUAUUUUAAA
This is a messenger RNA of Rhodamnia argentea, 1565 nucleotides long. RefSeq names its product histone deacetylase 14, chloroplastic. The coding region runs from base 70 to 1365 and encodes 431 amino acids. The record is from RefSeq and is a predicted model, not a curated record. NCBI's taxonomy places the organism in Eukaryota, Viridiplantae, Streptophyta, Magnoliopsida, Myrtales, Myrtaceae. The transcript has 9 exons.